CUUAAGUAGUUGAGUAAGAUUGAUAUAUAAUUUACUAGACGACUACUACUAGACAUAUAUAAUUAUCUUUAUCAUCUACGUCUAUGGAUACAUGGAUGUCGUACAGACAGUCGCGGGUGUGAUAUAAGCGCAGUUCAUACGGUUAGAUUGGAAAACAUGAUAAGAUGUUUGGAGGAGAGAAGUUCGGGGCUGCUAUUACCUACCGGUGUUCAACAGGCAGUGUCAACGGACAGAGCCCUGGCAAUGCAGCUCAGCAAACAGCGAGAUGUCGAAAAAGUACAUACGACUCCUAUCAACUCAUUGGAUCUAGAUCCCGUCGAGAUGCGUUAUUUAAUAUCAGGCGCGUCAAAUGGCACCAUCGCCAUCCACGAUCUGCAUAACGUCACUGGUCAACCCCAGUACACAUGUCCACUGCUGUGCACAGUUGACCGAUGUUCACAGCACGCUCACAAAUACAGUGUAGAAACCGUUCAGUGGUAUCCUGCGGACAGUGGCAUGUUCGUUUCAAGUAGCUUCGAUAAAACGUUGAAAGUGUGGGACACAAACACUCUAGUGCCUGUUGAAACGGUGGCAUGCCGCGAACGUGUAUACUGCCAUCGUUUGUCCAAAAUAGCGACUAAACAUUGUUUGAUUGCGGUUGCGUCGUCAUUAUCGCAAGUCAACCUUGUUGAUUUAAAAUCUGGCUCGUAUAGUCACAUCCUAAAGGGACACAAAGGUGCAGUAUAUGUAGUUGAUUGGUCUCCUCAAAACGAAUACGUUCUAGCCAGUGGAAGUAGUGAUAACAAAGCCCUCAUGUGGGACGUCAGAAUGGCAAAAAACUGUAUAUUUACGCUGGACCAGCACAAUGGCGAUGCGACACGGUGUGGUCCGCAUGCCGUGCAGACUGCUCACAAUGGCGCAGUGAACGGCCUCCGAUUCACAGCCGACGGCUUGUACCUCGUAUCGUUUGGAACGGAUUGUCGCGUUCGUUUGUGGCGCACGGACAACGGACAAAACAUGCUCGUUAACUACGGGGCGAUUAACAAUGUGCACGAAAAAUGUCUGAGCAUUGAUGUCUCCUCGUCACUCAAUCCUGAGAUUGUGUUCGUGCCUCACGAUAGCAAUAUUGAUAUGCUCUGCCUACAUACAGGUACGAAGCUGCAGCGGCUGGUUGGUCAUUAUAAUGAUUGCAAUACGUUAGUUUAUCAUCCAUUCCACCAGGAACUGUACAGUGGUGGAAAUGACAGAAAUAUAAUAGCAUGGUUGCCUAAAACAGCGAGUUCUGAUGACUAUCAAGAACAUUUGAAGGAAACGAAAUUGAAAAAAGGAACAUCCCGUGAAACAAAGAAGAAGGGAGCUAAUGUUAAUCUCAUGCAGGACACCUGGAGCAGUGAUGAAGAUUAGGGAAAAAAAUUGCAGGAUUGAUUUACUGGUUUUGUUUAAAUAAGCUGCGUUCACACGAGACUUCGUAUUUAUGAAAUACGGUAUUUGCGAGAUACCGAAUCUGAGACAAAUUCACGACCGAGUGUUCACACACUGUUUCACAGCUCCAGAAAUGCCGUAUUUGCGAGCUGCGAGCUGCUUUAAACAAUCAAGCG
Molecule: messenger RNA, 1577 nt
Organism: Priapulus caudatus
Lineage: Eukaryota; Metazoa; Priapulida; Priapulimorpha; Priapulimorphida; Priapulidae
Product: DNA excision repair protein ERCC-8-like
Exons: 2
Coding region: 157-1383 (408 amino acids)
Biological process (GO): proteasome-mediated ubiquitin-dependent protein catabolic process; transcription-coupled nucleotide-excision repair; protein polyubiquitination
Cellular component (GO): nucleotide-excision repair complex; Cul4A-RING E3 ubiquitin ligase complex
Molecular function (GO): protein binding
Source: RefSeq, a predicted model, not a curated record